GGGAUCUUUUGUGAGGAGGGCCGGUGAACCUCACACAGAGAUCAGCAGCAGUCUGUGGAGGAAUCGCGCUGUUUUCGUGGCCUGUACUUCCGUCAUUUUACAUCUUACUGGAUAAACAUAGUGGGGGGGAUUUUUGUGGGUUGCUCGUAUGUAGUGAGCCCAGUUUGAAUGAGCGGUUGUGUGUUUGUUCCUGAAGCUGGUAAACUAGUUUUCGAGCGGAGAGCUGCUGCUGCUGCUGGAUCUCACCCUUCUGAAAUAAGCAGACGUCAGACCUCGCCCGCCCGCCGCUGUGUUAACAUUUUAACGCAAUCUAAUCACCGUAUAGUUUGCGGGUCCAGACUGCUGCGCUCAGUAUGUAGCAGAAUUAACGGCAUCCUGUUGGUAGCUGUUAGACGAUUAUCGGCUUUUUUAGUUUUAAACACCGUGCCUUGGCGGAAAGGAGAGGAUUCGUUUUAUUUAAGGUAGCAUGACAGGAUCCAGCUCCGUCGAGCUAACUAGCUAACCGGCUAACGUUAGCGCAAUGCUUAGCUAGCUUUGUGUUAUUGCAAUGGAGAGAGUUAGUAAUUUUUUGCAACGUGUAAAAACUAUGCAUUUUUUGACAUGACACUGGAAGUAAGCUGUGUUUGAAAUGUGUAAAGUUUGUGAGAUAGCUAACUGCCUGUAUGGGCUAUGACAACAUAGACCAAUGCUAACAUUAGCAUGCUAACAGCAGCUUUAUCGUACACACUAUUGUUAGACAGCCGGGAAAAUGGUAAUAAAAAACACAAUAUAAAGACUCAUAGAAUAUUUAUAACAUCUUACCUUGAAAGGAACUCAGUGUAUGUAUAAGAGGCAAGCCAUAGAGUACAGCUUUGUAAAUUGGAGGCUAGCUCAGUCAUUGUAUUACUAUUAAUCAAAUACACUGUGUUGAAUUUCCUCUUCUACUCUUAUGUUUUCAAAGCAAACAUUUUUAAUGCUACUAAAUCUUUUUAUUUGGCGCUUUUGUAGCCAUAGUUGCAAAGGCCAACCAGUGAGAUAGUAGUAUAGAUUUUAAUUUACAUUUCCAGCUGUUAACGACCUGAAAUGUUCAUGUUUCUUGAUGUUUCACAGGUUUAAUAACGAUGAAUGAGCAGGAGAGUGGAGUGGUCUCCUUUGAUGAGUAUGUGCGACAGAAGGCCCGCACUGUUCCUCAGCACAGGAUGAAGGAGUUCCUGGAGUCUCUUGCCAAGGGCCCAGAGGUGCUGCAGGAGUUCAGCCAGCAGGGAGGUGCGGCCACCACCACAACCACCACCACAGCUAUGGUGUACCAGCAUCAGGGUGCCAACUGUAUCUACACAGACAGCACAGAGGUGGCAGGCUCCCUGUUGGAGCUGGCUUGUCCGGUAACUAUAAUUUCAUGUUUUUGUUAUAGCAUUUAAAGGGAUAUUCUGGUGUAAAAUUAAUUUAGGGUCAAACACAGCGUAACUCCAAGUUAGACACCCGAAAGAUCAAUGUUGCAGACCGCUUGCAACACAGAAAGCCACGCGCUCAACCAAAAAGCCACUCUAUAGCCACAAAUAAUGCUCAGAACAGCACUUAACUUCAUCAACAGGACAUAUAGGGUCCCAGCCAUAGCACUAGCCACCAAACAUCUUUUGAACUUCGCCUGAUUUCUUUAGCAAAGACACUAAACACAACUCACCUACUCUCUUCCAGCAGCAGCUUGUUUGUAGUGAGACCUCAGGCCAGUCCAUGACGGACUGCAGCGGGGUGACGCAGCUCAAGGAAGAACAUUUAUGAUAAUUUUUUUAUCAUUUCCUUGAAGUAACUAUCACUAUAUUGAUUAUUCUGUACUUCAGACGCGGUAGUUCUUCUGCCUUAGCGUCUCAGGCUGAUUGCAUUUCCACACAGAAAUUAUCAUAAAUGUUCUUCCUUGAGCUGCGUCACCCCACUGCAGUCGAUGAUUUCGCCUGGAGGUCUCUGUAAAAACAAGCGGCUGGAAGAGAGAAGGUGAGUUGUUUUGAGUCUCUUUGCUAAAGAAAUCAGGCAAAGUUAAAAAGAUGUUUGGUGGCUAGUACUAUGACUGGGACCCUAUAUGUCCUGUUGAUGAAGUUAGGUGCUGUUCUGAGCAUUAUUUGUGGCUAUAGAGUGGCGUUUCAGUUGAGCAUGUGGCUCCCUGUAUUGCUAUCUGCGGUCGUUACUAAAGUUGCAAGCAGCUGGCAACAUUCAUCUCUCGACGGGGUGUUUAACUCGGUGUCACGGUGUGUUUGACCCUAACUUAAUUUUACACCGGAUUAUCCCUUUAAUGUUGAGUGAUAUUUUUAAUACCACCAAGUAGGCCACCCUUUAUAACUGCACGUUUUUGUUUUAUGUUUUUUUUUCUUUCUGCAUGUGCAGGUCACCUCAGCAGAGAUUUCUCCACAUCUGUCUGUACAUCAAGAGUCUGAGCAGCAGCUUCAAGUGCAGGUGAGUUUUUAAGCCAGUUUCAGUCUCUGUUAUUAUAACAUACUUGUGUAUUUCUGAAGACUGAUGGAGCUUACAAGUUCCAGAAAUGGAUUCAUUUCUCAGUGAUGAGAGGAAAACCAAUGAGAAGGUAGUCAAGCCAUGGAAUAAAGGAGCACCCACCCUCUGUUGAGAAAAAGGUUCUAUGAAAGAUUUAUGCCAAACCAAAACUACUGCAAAUAUUUAUGUAUGAUUAAUCACAUAGUAUGAGUGUGUUGUGUUCCUGAUGUGAAUUUUUUUGUUGAUUAAAACUUCAAUUUUAAAAGCUUAGAUACAUGUAUAUUUAUGCUGUAUUUCUUACACUAUAGGUCUCCAUACAGACCGUUAGUUGUGAGGAGGCUGGAUCAUUUUCUAGUACCCCCAUUCUGCUGCUGAACUUGUGUUUGUCACUGUCUUUAAGUACCUAGACAUGAAUGAACUCCUCUACUGACAGUCCUAAAGAGGAGACUAUUUGACUGCUGUGACUUUUCACAUUUCUCCAGGAAUGCCAGGAAGAGAUGUUUUCUUUGGCAAAAGUCCCUGAAACACUAAAACAUGAAAUCUGUUCAACUUUCAAGUAUUAAUUUUUCUUUCUUUCUAAUGUGCCAGGUGCAGAUUCAGGAACAGCAGGGUCAAGCAGUAAGCCAGGUUCUCCAGGUGGCUUCUCCAUCUCAGCAGGACCUGCAAGGAAUAACAGCAGCUCAUCUUGUUCAGCAGGGAGAGCUCACAGAGGAGCAACAGCAGCAGGUACGCUAGUAGAGCCAUCAAAACGAUCUCUGAAUAUGAAGCUCAUCCAAAUGCUGUAUUGUCACUGUGUUGGUUGUACUUCACAGCUUCAGGCCCAGCUGGUUGCAGCUGUAGCAGGGGGACAACAAAUCCACCUGUCAAGUGGCCAACAAAUCCAGCAUAUUCAGUUGCCAGGGGGCCAGCAAAUUCAGAUUCAAGCUGGUCAACAGAUUCAGCUACAGGAUGGCCAGCAUAUCACACUGCAGGAUGGCCAGCAAAUUCACUUACAAGGAGGCCAGCAAAUUCAACUACAAGAUGGCCAACAAAUUCAGCUACCAGGGGGCCAACAGAUUCAGAUCCAGACCAUAGAGGCCAUGUCCCCCUCGCAGCAGCAGGACUCUCCCCGGGAGGCAGAAAGGAGGACUGCUACGGUCUCAACUGUUCUCCAACCUGCGAAGAAGCGUAAGGUGGAUGUUCCUGUAGCUGUGUCGUAUGCUGUACCACAAGGCCAACAGGUGGCUACAGUUCUAGCUAUCCCUCAGGGUCAGCAGCAGAGCUAUGUUUCCCUUCGACCAGAUUUACUCACCGUCGAUAGCGCUCAACUGUACAGCACUACGGGAACAAUCACAGGCCCUACAGGUGAGACCUGGACCAUCCCUGUGUACUCCACUCCUCAGCAGCAGGGUGUGACUCACAUCGCAAUUCCACAGGAGACUUAUAACACUGUACAAGUUGCCACCACCAACGGUAAGGACAAAGUGACGUCCACUUCUUCAUUAAGGUCUGUGGACGGGCAGUCGGUCACCACAGGGACACAGGAAGAAAUCGUGCAGACCUUGUUCCCAGCGCAGUUCAUGAAUGGAAAUAUUCACAUCCCUGUGGCAGUGCAGACAGUGGGAGGGACGUACAACACAACACAGUCUGUACACAUAUGGGACCCAAGUCAACAGCAGGGACAAGUAGAAGAGGGACAAGAACAGCAGCUCCAUCUGCAGGUAUGACUCAGUUCAUCCUUUUACUGGACUUAGAAGACCGGAACUGAACUUAUCUUGUUCUUUGUACCUGUAUUUUCAUCAUUUAGUGUUUUAAUAAUCCACAUUGAUGCUGAAUAGAUUUGUGUUUUUUGGUACGGUAAAUAUUAAAAUACUCUGGCAUGUAUGAAAUGAAUCACAUUUACCCAGUUUGAAUUUUAUUUAGAUAUAUUACUAUGAGGUUUUCAAAAAAGUCAUUUUUCUGACUGCUCUCUCAGAAUACGAACUCGGAUACUUUGUGUGUGUAUAUCUCUAUAUGUAUAUAUUUAUUUAUUUUGUGGAAUGUUUUACAGGGUCACAUAGAGACAGAGGCCAAUGCUGAGCCACCCACAGAGAUUCUAGUUCCUGUCUGUCUGAAGCCGGAGGAAGGCCUGGAGAUCUGGCGCCUUUGGGCAAAGCGAAAAAACGUGGAGCUGAACAAGCAGGAAAAGACAAAGCUUGCACCCAUCGGACGUAAGUCAUAAAUUGAAUGCUAAACUCCAUUAGAAGUUUAGCAAACAACCCUAGAGUGUAUCAUGUUAAGCAACAGAAGCCUGUUUUGUUGGCUGUUGAGGUGACUUAUCUUCUGCUUUAAAUUAAGAAACAAGAAAACACAGUGGCAGAUAGAAACGUUUCUAAUCCUCCUCUGUCUGGUUCCAGGGCGUCAGCCGCUGCGUUUUCAGGAGGACCUAGUGUCCAGUGCUGUAGCUGAGCUAAACUUGGCUCUUUGUCUGAUGACUCAAGAGGCUCGAGGAGAAGACAACGAAGAGUUUGCCUCCGAUGUCCUGUAUUAUAUUUUCUUGUGUAUACAAAAGGUGAGUUUCAUCAUGGGUCGUCUGAAUAUCCUCCACAGGGUUCUUUUAGAUUUUACUCACUGUGUCGAUUUCUUCCUGUAGUAUCUCUUUGAAAAUGGCCGCGUGGAUGACAUUUUCUCUGAUCCAUAUUACACACGUUUUGGUGGGUGUUUACACAAAAUCCUGGAAGGCUGGAAGCCAAGUGUCCAUCCAUUAGGUAAACAGACAAUAACCGUUUACUAUUUUAAUAAAGUACUUCACAGACAGAAAUACUCACACUUUUUUUCAUCUUAGGUUAUGUCAUUCCAAGUCAUGUCACUGAAGAGAUGCUCUGGGAGUGUAAGCAGCUCGGUGCACAUUCACCUGCCACAUUGCUGACAACUCUAAUGUACUUCAACACUAAGUGAGUAACUGCCUUUUGUAUAGUGAUACAAAUAUGUGAUUGGGAUGAAGUACUAAGUGUAAAAAUGGUCUUUUUCACAGGCAUUUCCACCUGGUUACACCUGAACAGCACCUGAAAGUAGCUUUCUCAAAGGUCCUACGACACACAAGGAAGAACCCUGCUAACACCAAGGACAAAGCCACCAGUAUUCGCCUUCUGAAAGUACAGGGAGCUCACAGCGCGGGGCAGAAAGGUGACACACUCUUCUUAGCCUCAUAUUUAAGUUUGGAUGUGGUUCCAUGUAAUUUUUACAGUUGACAUCACUGAUGUUUUUGUGACGUCUGUUUUAGGACCUGAUGAAAUGUUUGAAGAGCAGACUGAAGAUCCAGAGAAUCCUCUCCGCUGCCCGAUAAAGCUGUAUGACUUUUACCUCUUCAAAUGGUGAGUUAUGCACCAUCACACUGCACAAAAUUAAAGCCAAAAUACCUCUGCAAGCACCCCUUAUAUCUUUAACUGUUUACGUCCUCAUUAUGGAGUCUGUGUCAGGGGCAGAUGGUCUGUAAAGCUCUGCACAAUCUUCAUCUGGAGACAUCUGGACUGCAGACAGUACAUGACUUUUUUUUUGGUUAUACUGUAUGUAGCGGCAUUUUUGCGAUUCCCGUUGUCCGCCGCGAAAUUUGCCUCACAAACGGAUCUGGUAAGAAUUGGCGGACAGUGAAAAUUGUUGCCGUUCCUUAUCAGAGCCGUUUCGGAUACGGUGGAAAUUCGGGGUAACUAGACAGCAACCAGUCAAAAGAGGAAGUUUGAAAUGUUGUGCUUUCCCUUUCGUGUAACUCAUUCUCCAAAUAUCUUUCUGUCUUGAUCUCCAGCCCUCAAAGCGUUAAGGGACGAAACGACGCUUACUACAUGACUCCAGAGCCUGUGGUUGCGCCUAACAGCCCAAUGUGGUACUCAACUCAGCCUCUCAGCAGUGAGCAGGUGGAGCACAUGCUGGCCCGCAUCAUCGUGGUGCGGGAAAUCCAGGAGAUUGUCAACACGAGCCAGUGAGCCUAACUGAGCUCAUGGGAUCUAGUCCUUUGGUCACUGACCGGUGGACAUGCAGUAUCCAUCCUGUCUCUAUAGACCUCAACGAGCAUUUAUCAGAUGGAACAACACUCUAAACAAUCACCCUCUGUUUUACGGCAGCAAAGAUUUUUUUUUUUCUCUCACUUUUUGUUUCCAGCUGAUGGGAGGGACUGUACUUUCUCAAACUCCUCUUUAAGCCAUUGCCUCUGUAACCUUUGAACUGGCAUGUAAGGAAAACUCGACCUCUGUUGAACUAUGAUUUUUUUUUUUCCCCCCUGUGAGAGUCGGUCUUAUCAGUAUGAUAUGAGGAUAUUUAACCCUCAAUACUUAACCUCACAGACCAUUAACCACCUUACUUCUCGAGUCCCUCUAUGACACAUUACACCCUACUGGACAGUUACAGGGGACCACCGCUUAUACUUGUUUUGUAUACCAACUGCAUUUUGGAACAUGUAUUGAUAAGUUCAAAGCUGAAAAUUUUGUGCCUGUUUUCAAAAAUAACAUCAUAAUUUAUGCUUGUGGAUUACUGUGUGAGUUUGAACCUCCAGAUAUUCACAAGGUCAAGUGCUCUAUCGUAGUGAUUCAGGAGAUCAGAAACAUUUUCUCAGGUGUAAGCUAGUGACUGAAAGCCCCACCGAGGGUUUAUUUGCCAACCGUUUCAUGUAUGUAUGUAUUGUCCAUCAUUAAAAGGGACAUGCAGACACCUUGGUCUAGCUGACACAGUUUUAUAAUUGUUUCAACAAAGCGCUGUGUCAUACUUGCAAGUCCUGUAAUGUCGACAUAUAGGCCUUAACAGCAGGACUUGUCAUAGGGAGACCAUUCAAAGCCUUGUGGUACCUCUCAUGAAUUACACUUAAAUUUAGAAGAACAGUGCUAAGUGCUUAACAGGGCCCAGAGUUUGGUGAAGGUUCAUUACUGUCUGCUGUCUUCUGUAUUCUAAUGCAGGGGAAACCAUAAAACUACCCAUGUAGGUGACUGCUGAUUUUCUGAAAGGCUGCAAACAUUAAAAUGUGUAUUUGACAAAUGA
This is a messenger RNA of Xyrichtys novacula (pearly razorfish), 7443 nucleotides long. NCBI's taxonomy places the organism in Eukaryota, Metazoa, Chordata, Actinopteri, Labriformes, Labridae. The record is from the annotation of a GenBank genome assembly.